This is a messenger RNA of Uranotaenia lowii, 3108 nucleotides long. It is a transcript of the gene GlcT, whose product is annotated as ceramide glucosyltransferase. Gene Ontology annotation, cellular component: membrane. Bases 1447 to 2652 code for a protein of 401 amino acids. NCBI's taxonomy places the organism in Eukaryota, Metazoa, Arthropoda, Insecta, Diptera, Culicidae. The transcript is spliced from 2 exons. The record is from RefSeq and is a predicted model, not a curated record. Gene Ontology annotation, molecular function: ceramide glucosyltransferase activity. Gene Ontology annotation, biological process: glucosylceramide biosynthetic process.
ACAAGAAAUAAAAAACUCCGCUGCCUGGCUCUGGCGUCGAAGACGAGUGGAUGGAAAUCACUUUUCCCAACCACGAAUAAUCAUCAACAUCGUCGCAUAGGAGGAGGUAGUUGCUGCAGAAGUGUUAGGGAGGAGUUUUUCACACCGGAAAUUUUUCACGUAAACGGAGGAAAAAGUGUUCGAAUGUCUGUUCGGGUAAUAUCUGGCUGUUCAGAAGUGUAUGAAUUUCUUUUCGCUGAUAAGCAAAUGAGAAAUUUGUUGCUAAAGAGCACACAGUAGGUGUAGAAGGAGCAGCAACACAAGAAAAAAAACUGCUGGUGGCGUGACCAAAAAAGCCUACUGGGAUUGCGUUUCUGCUGUUGGAAGAGGGACUGAAAGGAAGCGGGAAGCCAGAAAAGUGGUCUGGUUUCGGGAUAUUCCGACGUUUUGCCGCUGCUCCGCCAGGACGCUUCGGCCUACGUUUAAUCUCCGACCAGACGGUUUCAUCAUAAGUAAGCACCACAACAAAAAUAACCGAGUCCGAUUGACCUUAGGUGGCCCUUUUACUGCAGCACCGCGAUUGGUCAAUGUGUGUAACUGAUACUCCGGUGGCCAAGAUUCCGAACGAACCUCGCAGCUAGCACUCUCUAAUAAUUGACCAUUAAUCUAAUCAACCGGGCAGCAGUGGUCAAAGUUCUAGCGCGGUGCCACUAUCAUCGACGAGAGAUACCUACUUUGUUCCCAGAACAAAUCGAGCACCGAACAAAAAACUAGUUUAAUAUUCCAGCCCAAAUAGGGUAACAAGACGGGAGAAGGCGGAGCGGAGAAUAGAACAAGACCUUCCCCGUUUCGGAAGUUUGUACUUCAGUGCGGUAUGCAACUGCGGACCACUUUCGGAGAAAGACAGGCACAGGCUACAACAAUCAUCCAGCAUUGCGUUAUCAGCAGCAGACGAGAAACGACCGUGAUACUGUGACGACGUACUUUGGCGGCAAGAUACUUGAACCUUUUCUCCCGGUGCCAGUCCAGAAGGGAUCUAAAGACAGGAGAAGGUAGUACACCGACUUAGUAGUGCAGCAGCAAAGAUUAUCUUUCGAGUUUACCGAGAGCACCAUCAUCCGAUGGGCUAGGGCAAGAGAUUUCCCCGUCGAUGAUGAGACCACUAGUGUAGUGUUCAGAAGUAAAGAAUCCGAUUCCUGCUAUCGUGUGCGCUCCAGAGUCAGUGUUUGUGUGUCAGUGCCUGCAUGUAAGUUCCGGCUCUGGUUACAAACCUGUGCUCGAUAGUCUUAUCUUUAGAUUUUUAAGUUUAAAGUGCUUAAAUAUUCGCUUGUUCUGCGAAGGUGAAUCAUCCCCGUAGCCUAGCGCGUUCCAGAGAGAAAUUGUUUUGGAAAAAAAUCAACAACUACACAACCAAACACCACUUAACUAGCAACCUCGAUCCGAAAGCUUAAUCAUGAUAACACAACCAUGUCGGCAGCGAUGAAUACCAUAGUGAUAGCUCUGGCAAUUGGAAUACUGGUGUUCUGGUGUGGCAAAUGGGUGGUCCACGCAAUGGCUAUCACCUAUGGCAAACUGAAACUCCACAAGAAAACCGCCUCGCCAACGGCACAGCCUCGAGAAACGCCGUACCCAUCGGUGUCGAUCCUGAAGCCCCUGAUGGGAUCCGAUCCGAACCUGUGCAGCAAUCUGGAAACGUUCUUCCUGAUGGACUACCCGACUUAUGAGCUACUGUUCUGCAUCGAAUCACCCGACGAUCCGGCCAUAGACAUAGUCAAUCGACUACGAGAAAAGUACCCGAACGUGGAAACCUCCCUGCUUCUAGGAGGAUCAAACGUCGGCGUCAAUCCGAAGGUCAACAAUCUCUACCCGGGAUAUCUGGUAGCCCGGUACGAACUCAUCAUGAUUUCGGACGCUGGUAUCCGAAUGAAAAGUGACACCCUAACGGACAUGGUCAACCACAUGACCGAUCGCGUCGGCCUCGUCCAUCAGAUGCCGUUCGUGUGCGACCGCGAAGGAUUUGCGGCCGCCUUCGAAAAAAUCUACUUUGGUACCGUCCAGUCGCGGAUAUACCUGUGUGCUGAUCUGCUGGGCAUCAACUGCCACACCGGCAUGUCCUGUCUGAUGCGCAAGGAUGCUCUGGACGAGUUCGGCGGCAUACAAUCUUUCGGGCGGUACCUCGCCGAAGAUUUCUUCCUAGCGAAAGCCUUCCACGACGCCGGCUGGAAGCUCUCCAUCAGUAGCCAACCGGCUUGGCAAAAUUCCGGCAUUUGUGAUAUUAGCAGCUUCCAGGCCCGGCUCACCCGGUGGGCCAAGCUGCGCGUAGCAAUGGUCCCCACGACCAUACUGCUAGAGCCACUCUCCGAGUGCAUCAUCGUUGGCAUGUUUGCCUGCUGGGCAGCAAAAAUUCUGUUCCGAUGGAAUCCGCUAGUAUUUUUCCUCAUCCACACUCUCUGCUGGUUCCUGUCGGAUUGGAUCCUCCUCUCUAUCAUCCAGAACGGGUCCCUUCCCUUCAACAAGUUUACCUUCUUUGUCGGGUGGUCCUUCCGGGAGCUCAGCGGUCCGUACCUCUUCUUCAACGCCCUCUGGAACCCGGCCAUCAGAUGGCGAACCCGAGUUUAUAAAUUGGAAUGGGGUGGAAUUGCCUACGAACUCACCUCUCAAAUCAAAUCGUAGCUCAUCCACGAAAAUCAUCAAACACAAAUCGAAACCCCCCUUUAUUCUGUUGUAUAAAGUUUAUUUAUAAACCAUUAAUUCGUUAGUUUUGGCUAGAAAGUAAUAAAACAAAACCAACCUUAGUCGCUAAGUCCAUCACCUUCUUCUGUUUAUAUCCGUUAGGUUUGUUCUUUUCCCUUUCAAUUCAUGUGUCGUACUCAUCUUAUGUAAAUACUUAAAAAUAAAAUAACGAAAUGCAAAUCAGCUUAUAAUUAAUAAUCUAGACAACGCGAACCAUAAAUUGUCGGCUUUUUUUUGUCUGUGUUGUCUAGAUUAUUAUUUUUUCGCUGAUUUGCAUGAAUCAAUUUCUAUUAUUGUUAAAACAAAAAAUACGCGAAAACCAGCAAAACAGCGCAUCUUACAUGGAAGUAGAGUUCCAAGAAAAUAAAUUUACCAAAUUCUCAUACGAAAAUCUAA